AUGGGAGUAGCUCGUGCUGGAGGUGAAGAGGUAGAGGUCCAGGGAGAAAGGCAGCUCAACCGGCCCCUGCUUGCGUUGCCUGCUCCCCCUCCGCCGCCGCCGCCGCGGUCCAGUCUUCGGCCACUUCCGGUCCCGGUUGCCGAGGAUCCGGAUGAGAAGCUUUUUAGGCAUACCUAUGAGAAAAGGACUGAGAGGAAGUACAUCGAUGAGUCGGUCGGCUAUGGCCUGUUCACGACCGCGCGCAUCCCGGCCGGGGAGGUCGUGUUCGCGGAGAAAGUCGUCUGGCUGGCGGGCACGGAGGCCCAGCGCUGGAAGGGUACCAAGGCGGCCGACGACCUCGUCGCUGAGAAGGUCCGCGCGAUGGGCGAGGAGUGGCACCGGGGUUUCCUGGGGCUUCCGAAUCCGCAGCCCAAGGAGAAGGGCGGGGGUUCGUCCGCGCGUGCGUAUACGCAGAUCUGGAAGAGGUAUCAUAUGAUUGCUCUCCAGUCGCAGAAUGUAAAGGCGUUGGUGCUGGGGCUGAAGCUGGCGUUUGUGAACCACUCGUGUAUUGCGAAUGCGUCUCUCUACUAUACAUUGCGGUAUCCGAGGGAUGAGAACGGGGUGGAGGAUAAGAGCUUGCCGCCGGGGAUUGGGCGGGCGGUAGUGCGCGCGUCCAGGGACAUCAAGGCUGGCGAGGAGAUCACCGUUGCUUACUUCUACGCCAAGGGGGAGUGUGGGGUCCGCCAGUUGAUGUCCAGUAUGUACUGCAAGUUCUGGUGCGUGUGUGCGUUCUGUCGGGAGCCCGUCCCCGAGACGGAGAAUGCUCUGGAAAGGCUCUACACUCUGGAGACCAUCUUCGAGGACGCAGAUACCCUGUAUAAGCGGCCCGCGGUGGUGUUCAAGACCGCAUACGAGCUUAUCAAGCUGUUCGAGCGACUCAAGAUCAGCGACACGCGCGAGGUCCAGGUCUGGCUCUACUGCGCGAUGCUUGCGGGGUUCAACUGCGAUCUCGGCCGGGCUAUGCUCUUCUUGAUCAAGGCGCGCGGCUUGGUCCUAAGACUCCAUGGUCCCAACGGUCACCUGUACGACAGGAUCAGGAUCUAUUGCCAGAUGCCUCCUCUCAUGCCGGGCUUCGGAGCUACCACCCGCGGUCUCUCUGCGGUGAAACAGUGCUAUUUCAUGUUUGCCGAUCAGAAGCACGCCGCAGAUGUCUUGUUCAUGCUCACAGCAAAGCCGGACGAGUACAUCCGCCUGCACCGUUACCGUCGAAGGCCUAACAACCUGGUAAAGCCGGGGGAGAGCAGAUACUUCGUCCGCUACGACGCGCAAGAUGCGAAACGGAAGAAAUUCGAGGAGGAGGAGCCAGACACUGUUGAGUUCAUACCAUGGUGGUAUGAUCCUGAGGUGAGGAAACAGAUCCUCGAGGAGAAAAAGGCCAAGGAGGCGGAGAGGAAGGAGGAAGAGAGCAAGAAGGCAGCCAAGAAGAAGAAGAAGAGGGAGGAACAACCGGGUAAGGAGACUACCGAUCCAGACUGCAUUGAGCCAGAAAAGGAUUUCCUGGAUAUCUGCCGCGAAUUGAUGCGCGAAUUCGACGCUUCAGACGAGGAGCAGCCUGAGAGGGAGCAGCAGGAACUCAGAGAGAAAGACAGGGAAACCCUGAGAAACCUACUGGGCGCAAAGAAUGAACCAAAGAAGCGAGGCGACGAGGAAGACGAAGUUGAGGGCAACCAGAAGCAUGAGAAGCCUGGCGGAUCAAAGACCCAGCUCCCUCCUCACAAGCACGAGCCGGUGCCAUCGCAGCCCGUUGUACGAGAGGUGGCAGCAAGAAAGAGAGUGGUGGUCGAGACGCCUCCUGUUCUGCCGGAGAUAGAACAGUUUGCUCCUAUUGAGCUUUGGUGA
Aspergillus thermomutatus is the source of this 1878-nucleotide messenger RNA. Its product is annotated as SET domain-containing protein. The record is from RefSeq and is a predicted model, not a curated record. Bases 1 to 1878 code for a protein of 625 amino acids. The transcript has 2 exons. Gene Ontology annotation, molecular function: protein binding. NCBI's taxonomy places the organism in Eukaryota, Fungi, Ascomycota, Eurotiomycetes, Eurotiales, Aspergillaceae.